Molecule: messenger RNA, 840 nt
Organism: Lycium ferocissimum
Lineage: Eukaryota; Viridiplantae; Streptophyta; Magnoliopsida; Solanales; Solanaceae
Exons: 1
Coding region: 16-609 (197 amino acids)
Source: RefSeq, a predicted model, not a curated record
UUUUCAUUUCAAGAAAUGGAAAAGGUGAGCUUGAAUAGUCAGUUCUAUUUUCUGAAAAAUGCAAUGAAAAUUCUUCUCCCAGUUUCAGUAUUUUCAUUAGUGUUUACUCAAUCUUAUUCAUUGCUUCCUUCUCUUCUUCACUCUUUUCAUGAAUACUCUUCUUAUUUUUCAAUUCAACUUUUUACCUAUAGCUCAGAGAGGAACUAUAUUUUCCUUCUAUGCAAUGGAAUUCUUGUUUUCAUAAUCAAGAAUUCAUUUGGUAACAUUUCUGAGUACCCCAAAGAAAGCCACAAGGAGAAAUUUAGAGAAUCUCAUAAUAAUCCAGUUGCUUUAGAAACAAAGGCGGAAAUAGUUCUUGAAAAAGUUGUUGAAACUGAAAAUAAAGUUGAAGAAGAGCAAAUUGAAACAAUGAGUCAGGAUAAUUUGGUUACUGUUGGAACAGUUGAUGAGAAUGAAGAUGAAGCUUAUCAAGAAAGUUAUGUUGAAAUUAUUGAAGAAUUGGAAGAUGAUGAUGAAGAAGAAGAAUCAGAGGAAACAUUAGAAGAGUUGAACAAGAAGUGUGAUGAUUUUAUUAUGAAAAUAAAGAAAGAGAUCAAAGGGAAGAAUUAAUGCUAGAAAAAUUAACCAUCAGGGGUUAGUAUCAGCUAUGACAAUAUAAUUUAGCCAUGUAUUUACCUUUCUUUUUUAACCGAUGUUCGGUAUUUGUUUUGAUGAUCUCGUCUUGUUCGGAUUCGUAUUGGGUAUGGUUGUAGGGUCCGUUAAAGGAAAGUGCUUCCUAUCUAAAUUUUGUAGGUGAAGGGUCCAUACUAGCUCAAUAUCAAGUUGACUUGAUUUGUUUCA